Molecule: messenger RNA, 834 nt
Organism: Aspergillus affinis
Lineage: Eukaryota; Fungi; Ascomycota; Eurotiomycetes; Eurotiales; Aspergillaceae
Exons: 2
Coding region: 1-834 (277 amino acids)
Source: RefSeq, a predicted model, not a curated record
AUGCCACUUCUAGAGCCAGGUAAAGAGAACGUUAAUAUGCUUUACGGCCAUCCGGUUUCCGGAAGCAAUAUAAUCUUGACAGGUCGGAAUGCCGCUAAAAUCGGUUAUCUACUGGUAAAUCUGGCUGAUCCGGAUGAAGUCCACUCGGACAUCCCGCACUUGGGGAUAACGGGCGUGGUACGCGGCUUACAGCGAAGGGUUAUUGAAUUGGAUAUAUUGCGCGGCAGGCUGUCGGAACACUAUCAUUUCUCAAUCAAUCUUAUCCAGAAACCAGCCGUACCCGGAUUGCUGCAUAUUCCGCUGGAAUCCCAGCCUCUCGCACCGCCGAAGGCCGUCUGGCUGGGUCGGAUCCGGGCGAAACCAGACAUCGCGCCAGCAGCCCGAGACCCGCUCGAGCAGACCCCCCGAGUAGGAAAAUGGGAGACAGCGGAAGAACAUCAACAUUAUCCGGGUAUGUUCCCAGGUCACAAAAUGCCGGUCAUUCAGGCUGUAAACUAUCUUAAAUCUGACGCAGAAUUUAUUGAUAUUCCAUCGGAACUAUCGAAGGAGCGUAAAGAUAGGAAAAACGUAAUAACGCUCGACGCUAUCCGUUCCGUCCGGAAAUGGGGUUAUCAACUGUUUCCGGUCCUGAAAUUCACGUACAAUUUGGUAGAACAGCGCGUGGGAUACGCGGUACUCCUCCCGCAGGCCAAAGACCUUUUAGAUCGAUCCCUGCAGGGCAGCAUGGCACCGUUGUUUCGUUGUGAGAUAUGCGCGAUUAAGCGCGAUCGGAUUGUGACUGAGACCCCCGCUAACCGUCUGCUAGAUUUUCUGAAGCUGCAGAUCAAGCCCUAA